Molecule: messenger RNA, 2326 nt
Organism: Peromyscus leucopus (white-footed mouse)
Lineage: Eukaryota; Metazoa; Chordata; Mammalia; Rodentia; Cricetidae
Product: zinc finger protein 431-like
Exons: 4
Coding region: 90-1934 (614 amino acids)
Biological process (GO): regulation of transcription by RNA polymerase II
Cellular component (GO): nucleus
Molecular function (GO): RNA polymerase II transcription regulatory region sequence-specific DNA binding; DNA-binding transcription factor activity, RNA polymerase II-specific
Source: RefSeq, a predicted model, not a curated record
UCGGAGGGCUUGGCUUUGCAGGGAAGCUGAUGCCAGUGCCUUUGUGUGCUGUGCUGUGAGUGCUGCUGUGCGAAAUUUGUGAGAGUGCAAUGGGCGAACUGGGAAGCCACGACAUGAACGCAGUGACCUAUGAUGAUGUGCAUGUUGGCUUCACUUGGGAAGAAUGGACUUUGCUGGAUCGUUCCCAGAAGAAUCUCUACAAAGAUGUGAUGCUGGAGACCUACAGGAACCUCACUACUAUAGGAUACAGUUGGGAAGACCAUAAUAUUGAAGAACAUUGUCAAAGUUCUAGAAGACAUGAAAGACAUGAAAGAAGCCAUAACGCAGAGAAACCUUCUGUAUAUACUCAAUGUGUUAAAGCCUUUGCAUAUGACAGUCAUCUUCAAAGACAUGAAAGAACACGUACUGGAGAGAAACCCUAUGAAUGUAAUCAAUGUGGUAAAGCAUUUGCUUAUGACAGUGCUCUUCAAAGGCAUAAAAGAACGCAUACUGGAGAGAAACCCUAUGAAUGUAAUCAAUGUGGUAAAGCCUACGCAAGUCACAGUAAUCUUCAAAUGCACACAAGAACGCAUACUGGAGAGAAACCCUAUGAAUGUAAUCAAUGUGGUAAAGCCUUUACAUAUGACAGUCAUCUUCAAAUUCAUAAAAGAACACAUACUGGAGAAAAGCCCUAUGAGUGUAAUCAAUGUGGUAAAGCCUUUGUACGUCAUAGUAAUCUUCAAAUGCAUAAAAGAACACAUACUGGAGAGAAACCAUAUGAAUGUAAUCAUUGUGGCAAAGCCUUUGUACAUCAAAGCAAUCUCCAAAUGCAUAAAAGAACACAUACUGGAGAGAAACCCUAUGAAUGUGACCAAUGUGGUAAAACCUUUGCUCAUCAAAGUAUUCUCCAAAUACAUAAAAGAACACAUACUGGAGAGAAACCCUAUGAAUGUAAUCGAUGUGGUAAAGCCUUUGCUCAUCACAAUGCUCUUCAAAUGCAUACAAGAACACAUACUGGAGAGAAACCUUAUGAAUGUGACCAAUGUGAUAAAGCCUUUGCAAGUUACAGUAAUCUUCAAAUGCAUAAAAGAACACAUACUGGAGAGAAACCUUAUGAGUGUAAUCAAUGUGGUAAAGCCUUUGUACAUCACAGUAAUCUCCAAACUCAUAAAACAACUCAUACUGGAGAGAAACCCUAUGUAUGUGACCAAUGUGAUAAAGCUUUUGCACAUCGCAGUAUUCUCCGAAUACAUAAAAGAACACAUACUGGAGAGAAACCCUAUGAAUGUGAUCAAUGUGGUAAAGCCUAUGCCCAAUAUGGUAGUCUUCAAAUGCAUAAAAGAACACAUACUGGAGAGAAACCUUAUGUGUGUAAUCAUUGUGGUAAAGCCUUUGCUUUUCAAAGUGCUUUUCAAAGGCAUGAAAGAAUUCAUACUGGAGAGAAACCCUACGAAUGUAAUCACUGUGGUAAAGCCUUUGCUCAUCAUAGUGCUCUUCAAAUGCAUACAAGAAUACAUACUGGAGAGAAACCUUAUGAAUGUAAUCAAUGUGGUAAAGCCUUUGCACGUCAGAGUCAUCUUCACUUGCAUAAAAGAACACAUACUGGAGAGAAACCCUAUGAAUGUCAUCAUUGUGGUAAAGCCUUUUUACAUCAUGGUAAUCUUCAAAUACAUAAAAGAACACAUACAGGAGAGAAACCCUAUGAUUGUAAACAAUGUGGUAAAGCUUUUGCACUUCACAGUGCCCUUCAAAUGCAUGAAAGAACACAUACUGGAGAGAAACCCUAUGAAUGUGAUCAAUGUGGUAAAACUUUUACACAACAUGGUAAUCUUCAAAUGCAUAAAAGAACACAUACUGGAGAGAAACCCUAUGAGUGUAAUCAGUGUGGGAAAGCAUUUAAACGCAGCCGUAGUCUUCGAAAUCAUGGGAAAAUUCAUACUGCAGAGAAACCCUAAAAAUAGUCAUUGUGAUAAAGUUUUGUAUUUUAUACAGGAAUAAAACUUUUUGUGUACAAUCUAUCUGUUAAAGCCUUUACAUAUUAAAAUAGUCUUUGAGUACCUGUAAAAAAAUACUGAGGGAAUUAUUAUUAUAAAGUAUUUGGUAAUGUCUUUAUCCAACACACUUGCAUUCAGUUACACAGAGGUAUUUAUUCUGUAGAAAAAAAUUGGCAGUAUCAACAACCUGCUCAAUUUUUAUUUUGUCUAUUUUUAUGUUGUUUUCCCCUGCAAACUCAUGGAAAAAAAUAAUUUAUCACUUUAUGAAGCCCUACAAGUACGGUAAAAGGCCAGCCAAAGAAAUGCACCCUGAUCCUGAAACCAGAGCCAGUGAAAGACACACACUUUGGCCC